Opisthorchis viverrini is the source of this 868-nucleotide messenger RNA. RefSeq lists its product as hypothetical. The transcript has 4 exons. Lineage: Eukaryota; Metazoa; Platyhelminthes; Trematoda; Opisthorchiida; Opisthorchiidae. The record is from RefSeq and is a predicted model, not a curated record. The annotation marks the transcript as partial.
AUGAGAGAAGUGAUGCGCGAUGGUAAACCGGUGAAGAUUUUCACUGGUCUAGUGGACCAGUCUGCCGAACAUGUGGGAGACCAGUUCGUUACGUUCCAUAUGAAACUGACCUACAAACAUGACCUGGAUUAUCGGGCCUUAAUUAAAUGGGCGCUGGAUAGGAUGAAGCGGCAAAACCGGCUGCGGCAAAUUGUCUCAAACGAUGCAAUUCAACAUCUUGGUCUGGAUCUGGCGGUAGCUCAUAUGAUAUGUAACAUCGGUGGUCGGGUGAAAUUUGUCGGGAGCGACAAAUGGUUUUUCCGGUACGCUAAUUUGAGACCGGAAUUGCCGACCCAGUACGCUGGAGACUUGCGAUUGAGUGCCAUUGAUUUAUCUGGAUCGAACGUUGUCUUUGAAGGCUUUGAACUCUUCCCUCAGUUACGCGAGCUCCGCCAGCUGCGUGUAAGGCGAUGUAUCUAUGUGGACGACUUUUGUAUGUCCCGUGUCGGAAGAAUAGCAAACCUGGAGCUGUUGGAUGUCAGCGAAUGUCCACGGGUUACCUCAAAGGGCCUUGCAACGUUGGCCCAGCUAAAAAACCUUCGCCACCUCCUGGUACACAACAAUCCAACGAUGGAAGAUAAGGAGCUGGUUUGUCUGCUGCUGGAGGAACACCUGCCCAAGUUAUUUAUUUCUGGCGUGAACUACCUGGGGGAGCUUCCAGAGGAGGCUCGCCGUCGCGUGGUUGCUCUGAUCGGGAGUGGUAGUUCAGACGCUGUGACUGUGAAACAUCUGUCUGGAGAUAUCAGCACCGAGAAUCCCCUCACUUCUGCUGGGGAAGCUAAAACUGAUGAGGAACCCAAGAAAUUCGAGUACCAGCGGGCCGCUGCAU